AUCAUAGUCUCGAUCAAUGGCUGCAUACAGCAAGGCGAUCAAACAGUGCAUCAGCUUCAGUAAAUCAUGUUGUUCUGGACUGGCCGAAGAGACUGCAGAUAGCAGUGGGAGCUGCUCAGGGUCUGUGCUACCUGCAUCACGACUGCUCUCCCCCAAUAGUUCACCGAGAUGUCAAGUCAAGCAAUAUCUUGUUGGAUUCUGAGUUUAAUGCAAAAAUUGCUGAUUUUGGUUUAGCAAAGAUGCUGAUUAAGCAGGAAGAACUUGCUACCGUGUCAGCUGUUGCCGGUUCCUUUGGUUACAUAGCUCCAGAGUAUGCUCAAACAAGUAGAGUAAAUGAGAAGACUGAUGUUUAUAGCUUUGGGGUUGUCCUUCUAGAACUAACAACGGGAAAAGCAGCAAAUUAUGGUGAUACAGGCCUCGCCGAAUGGGCAUUGCGUCACAUGCAAGAAGGAAAAACUAUAGUCGAUGCCUUAGAUGAGGAGAUAAAGGAACCUUGUUACGUGGAUGAAAUGAGCAAUGUUUUCCUAUUGGGGGUUUUCUGUACCAGAAGAGAUCCUUCUGCUAGGCCUCACAUGAAGGAGGUUUUGCAAAACUUACUCGGAAGGAACCAUCCAUUGGUCUAUGGAAUGAAGAACAUUGGAAGUGAGUACGAUUCCACUCCUUCGCUUAAGAACUCAAAACGCGAGAGGCAAUCAGAAAGUGACAGCACUUUGGCAUCAGAUAAUAGACCACUCUGCUUUACGCACAGAAAUCACCACUACUCUCUGCUUACCUUAAAGAAUAAGGAGUGUUAUUUCUGA
This is a messenger RNA of Populus euphratica (Euphrates poplar), 800 nucleotides long. RefSeq names its product inactive protein kinase SELMODRAFT_444075-like. NCBI's taxonomy places the organism in Eukaryota, Viridiplantae, Streptophyta, Magnoliopsida, Malpighiales, Salicaceae. Bases 240 to 800 code for a protein of 186 amino acids. Gene Ontology annotation, biological process: protein phosphorylation. The record is from RefSeq and is a predicted model, not a curated record. The transcript has 2 exons. Gene Ontology annotation, molecular function: ATP binding; protein kinase activity.